This is a messenger RNA of Plectropomus leopardus (leopard coralgrouper), 2873 nucleotides long. RefSeq names its product serine and arginine rich splicing factor 10b (gene srsf10b). Lineage: Eukaryota; Metazoa; Chordata; Actinopteri; Perciformes; Serranidae. The record is from RefSeq and is a predicted model, not a curated record. Gene Ontology annotation, molecular function: RNA binding.
AUGCGCAUGCGCUACACAUAUUUUCGCUGCAGCGCAGGUUUCCUUUUUUUUACUCCCUAAAAAAACAAAUUUUCUCUUUUGGUAGUGUGUAAGUUUAUGGCCAGAUACAUGAGGCCCCCAAACACGUCUUUGUUCGUCAGAAACAUCUCGGAUGAGUCCAGGCCUGAGGAUUUGCGGCGUGAGUUUGGCCGCUAUGGGCCGAUAGUAGAUGUCUACAUCCCACUUGACUUCUAUACACGUCAAUCAAGAGGAUUUGCAUACAUUCAGUUUGAGGAUGUGCGUGAUGCGGAGGAUGCUCUUCACAGCCUGGACAGGAAGUGGGUUUGUGGCCGGCAGAUUGAAAUCCAGUUUGCUCAGGGGGACCGAAAAACACCAAAUCAGAUGAAAUCAAAGGAAAGGCGUUCUCCGGGCAGAUCCUCUCGAUACGAUGACUACGAUCGAGACAGCCGGCGCAGACGUUCGCGCAGCCGCAGCUACGAACGAUACCGGUCACGGAGCCCUUCUUACGAGCGCCACCGCAGACGAUCUGAAAGUCCUCGAGAUUCUGGACGGAUGUAUGCGAGAGGAAGAAGCAGGAGCCGCGAGGCUGAAAGGUACAGGCAGAGGCCUCGGAGAGAGUCCAGAGGGAGAUCUCGCUCACACUCCAAAUCUGCAUCUCCACGAGAAAACGUGAACCCGGCGUCGACCUCCCAUUACACCGAGGAAGAAGUGCGACGGACACACUCCCCAUCCCGCUCCAGGUCCCGCUCUGCGUCAAGAUCGCGCUCCCGUUCGCGCUCUCGGUCCCGAUCCUGGGCUGGACGCAAGUCAGGAGGACGCUAGCGAAGUACCCGCUCCCCCCUUCUCUCCGUCAUUAUGUCAGAUGCACCAGAGUUGGUUCAUUUGUUCAGAAAUGUUUGUUUUGACAUGAAUGUAACGUCCACUGAACCAUUUGUAGAAAGCUUGUUUCGCGGCUCCAUUUUAAGAACAAUGCUAGUCCUUUUUGCUCGGUUUUAUAAAACUGUAUUGGUGAGAUUCCCCCGAUAGGAAUAUGAAACAGUCGGCGUUUUCUGUGUUCAGUGGUAGUCGGCCAGGAAUAAUUGUCUUUUUUAUAUGCGGUUACUGAUGAUUUUGUUUUCUAAACCCUAUGCACCCAUUUUUGCAAAAAAGAAAAAAAAAAGAACAUUCAGUAUUUUAAAAUGAAUCCAGUCUGUUGCCGAACCAAACCAGCGUUUCUGUGCGUUUUACGUCAUUAUUCGGUCACUCCAGGGUUUCGCUGAUGUUGCAGACUAAAAUUCCUUCCAUUCUUAAAACUUUCAAUGCGUGUUUUGAUGUUUUUAGGCAUUUUUGUGCAAUUAAAUUGUGGGCCAAAAUAUUUGUGAUGUUGAGCUUAUUACCAGCAGUCAGUGUUUACCACCAAAUUUAAAUCUGUCAGCGCUGAAGGACGGUCGCCAUUAGCUGGUCUCCUCCUGCUCUCUCUGCCGGUUAGCACGAGCUAACGCAGCAGCAGCAGCUCACAUCUGACACUGAGCCGUUAAACGACCGCUAAACGUCCCAACAAUCUCGCACCGAAACGGCUCAACUCAACACAUGAUGUUCAUAGUUGGCUCUGUUACUGUGUGUGUGUGUGACUGGUGUAGGCUCGGAGCUCACACUCCUGCAGCAGUGGUCUCAUGAUAAACAGAGAGCAGGCAGGGGCUGAGCAUAUCAAUACACUGCACGGGCUCUACAAUGCAGUAAGAAUUUGACCCUUUUAAAAAGUCAAAUUUGCAGUAAAGUUGCAUCUAUUCAACAACAUUGCAAGGUUGUGUAAGAUUCAAAAGGAUUGGCAGAAUUUGCAUUAAUCGUUGCCAUGGCAAUAUCCUGGAGGGACUGAUAAUUACGCUUUUUUACCUUACUGCUGAUCUUUCUCCUAAAAUUUUUCUUGUUUUUCUUCCCUCCUUUCAGCCGCAUGUUCAGUAUUCUGAAACGUAAAAGUUGCUCAAGAUAAUCAGUCACAGUUAACAUUAUUAAGGUAAUCACUGACAAAUGCUGCCUUCAAAUGUAACUAAUUAUUAUUUAUAAUCUAGCAACGUAUCCAGCGGGUAACGCAGAGUAGGAAAUGCAAAGGCAUUAUUUCGAGGCUUUCAGCGAUACAUACAUCGAUUUUCCUCAGACAUAAAACUUUGAAGAACUGCUCAUUUUACGAUCUAUUAUGUUACCAUCCUCCGAAAAGUUAAAGUUGAUGGCCUACGAUGUUUCUUAAAACGUUUUGGCAAACUGAGCUUUCUAAACAUUUCCACGUAGAACAUCUGAUACCACGAGACGGUGAUCUGGAUUAUUCCGAUGAACGCGUUAAUUCGGACCCCAUUUGAAGGCCGACUGAAAUGAAAGUGCAUCAAUAGCACGACUGAAAAAAACAAAAGUGAACUUGACAUUAAAUUUUGAAGUCACUACAAGUCAAUCAUUUAGAUUAAGAGAAUACAGCUGCCUGGAAGACAAACAUUAAAGGUGUAAAAGAUACAGUCUGUGCUGAAGGAAUUAUCUGCGGUAGUAUCGAGUGUGUGAGUAUUGAGGCUAAAAUACACCGAAACGCUGCUUUGGUCCUUAAAAGUGUUAAAAUGUCGCCCAGUGACUUUAACCAACCACAAUCUGUUUAAAAUGUACAUUAACCUGUUUUAAAUCCGUGGUGUUUUCUGUAAGAUUAGAUUAUUUCUUCAGAGGGCGUUUUAUUUUUGGAACAUUUGGGUUUUGAGCGGAGGAACGACAGUUUCUCGUUGGUGUUUACUCGACUGUCUCGGUGGUUUUUCUGAGCGAAUCUUUGUCACUGCAUGUUUUACUCUCCUAAUCUUCUAUCUUUAGUAGGAACAAACUGUUAUUUUGAGUAAUAAAUGGAAACAUUCAGCAUAAGGAAA